This is a messenger RNA of Mya arenaria, 2354 nucleotides long. RefSeq lists its product as uncharacterized. NCBI's taxonomy places the organism in Eukaryota, Metazoa, Mollusca, Bivalvia, Myida, Myidae. Gene Ontology annotation, biological process: carbohydrate catabolic process. Bases 191 to 1534 code for a protein of 447 amino acids. Gene Ontology annotation, molecular function: hydrolase activity, hydrolyzing O-glycosyl compounds; carbohydrate binding. The transcript has 2 exons. The record is from RefSeq and is a predicted model, not a curated record.
GCGACUUUCACAUCAUUUAUAACAUUGGGAUUUAUAUAUCUACUACAUACAACAACAUAUCUUGUUCAAUGAUUGCAACUAAUUGCUUAAUUUAAUUAAUGUCAUUGAUAAGAUACUCGAUUAAGUGUUUCGAGCUGCUUUGGCCUAUAUCACCAGGUUUACAAAUCGUAGUCACGUUUUGUCUUCGAAAAUGCCCGGAUAUAUUAUUCUAGACGUUAAAACUAGGAAAGCUGUUGCCAUUUGUUGCGGUGUGUCAAUAGCUGUGUUUCUCCUUGGGAUCGCAAUUGGAUAUGCUUCAGGGAAUGGAAACACGGAUGAAGUACCAACAGCAAAAAACACGAUCCUAGAACAGCUACAGUCUUCCACCUGCUACAACAGUUAUUUUGAUAAAUCGGAUUCAAAAGUAAAUCGUUUUUACGGCACCUUUCUCGAGCGUCACCGCAAAAAACUUACAUGUGUAAAAGGCAGGAAUGAAUGCGAGAAUUUGUAUCUUCCAAGAAAUUACAAUGCUUACCACCUUAACGGAAGGACCAUUAAUAUUGAUGGGGUACUGAACGACGAUGCAUGGAAAGAGGUACCUUGGAGCGCGGACUUUGUGGACAUAAGAAGCGAGCGUUUUCCAACACCGUUCUUUACGACUAAAAUAAAACUGAGAUGGGAUGACAAUAACCUUUAUGUUGGAGCAUAUAUUCAAGAGAAAGACAUAUAUGCGACAAAGACAACACACGACGAUAGGAUUUGGGAAGAUAACGGAUUUGAGCUCCUGAUUGAUGUUGAUGGUACUAUGUUCAAUUACAAGCAAAUUCAAAUCAAUGCGUUUGGUACUACAAUGGACCAGUUGCUUUACAAGUCUCCUUAUGAGGAUGUUGAUACAUCUGCAUCGGGCAAAGCUGACGACAAAUUGAAAACAUGGGAGGCAAACCUUACGUCUCGGGUAUAUGUCGACGGCACCAUCAAUCAACCUGGAGACAAAGAUAAGUUUUGGUCAGUCGAGAUGUCGAUCCCGUUCGAGACUCUUUCAUUUGGCUCAGAAAGAAAUCUCACUGACCCGAACCCAAAUGAUAACGAAGCCUGGUUCAUGCAGUUUGGUCGAUCAGAACACAAUUUGACGGUUGAAAAUGGAAGGUAUGUUCCUCAAGCUCUUUCUCAAAAGAAUUGGUGGUCAUGGCAACCCUGCGGAGCCAUAAACCUACAUUUGCAGGACCGCUGGGGACUCGUGCAAUUCAAGAGAAACAUGAACGAUAAGAAAUUCCGAUUCCCAAAGUGGCAUGUCUAUCGAGCUUUGUUCGAUGUGAUGAACGGUAUGGACGCUUACAGAGCACUUAACGGAAAGUUUACAGCUGAUAUAUCUGAGUUAGAUAUCCCACCGUAUUUGAUGACAGAGACUUGUGUAAAGAUACCUGAAAUUGGGCUGGUGAAAAGGGCAAACAAAACAAAAGGUUUUGAAAUUGGAGUGAAGUCCCUGGUGUCAACUCAGCUACCAACGGGUCGUAUUCGGGAGGACAGAUACGUCCAGUUUAGUAACCUCCGCUAAUAUCGAUACCGUCUUAAGACAGACAUAGCCCUUUUUAUAAUUCACCUUUUAAACGCCUUAUCUAUUUUUGUUAUUCAUCGAUACUUUUAUUAUUUCUCUUAUGGAACUGAGUAGAAAGCUGUGUGUCUAAAAGAUGGCGGUACAAGUUUUGUGUUGAGCUGUAAAAAUCAAAUAUUUGAAUGUAAAAUCACUUGGAACUAUUUAUGAAACUUUGCUCUUCCUUUUUCGGACAAACUCAAAUGUACUCUUUAUAUAAUAUAACUGGAAAUAACAAUGAUGCGCUGUAUUAAAAUUUGCACACUUUGUUUUACUUAUUUUCGAAAUAUUUUUUUUAGAAAUAAGUCAGCUGUUUUGCUGUCAGUUUAUUUACAAAAAAUAAUCCUAAAUUUUAGAUAGGGGUGCGCACUUCUAUUUAACAACGCUACUGGGAAAUUCAUUCAUCGGCUCGGAGAGUAUUAGCCGUAUAUGGUUGUGAGCCAUAAUGCACAUACCAUCGUCGGAUACCCCGACACAUUACUAAACGCUUUGCUUAUGAAGUAUAACGGAAUUAAGUACCGUGGUUGACGACGAUAGUGCCAACGUGCGCCAGUGCAAUACACUGUCGCGCGGGAACCCUCUUCAACGUCUGUCCCGGAAGACGGUUAUUUCCGUAAGUGCUGAGGCUGGGGUUCGACACUGCCACACAUGGAUUGACAGUUAAUUGUCUUCUUACUAGACCACGGAUCCGCAACAAUCAAUUCAUUUAAUGUUUGUUCUGCAUGUAUAACACUAAGUAGCCAUACUCGAACGUACAAUUAAGGCAAUAAAGGAGAGAAGUCCG